Molecule: messenger RNA, 333 nt
Organism: Elephantulus edwardii (Cape elephant shrew)
Lineage: Eukaryota; Metazoa; Chordata; Mammalia; Macroscelidea; Macroscelididae
Product: 60S ribosomal protein L36-like
Exons: 2
Coding region: 1-333 (110 amino acids)
Biological process (GO): cytoplasmic translation
Cellular component (GO): cytosolic large ribosomal subunit; ribosome
Molecular function (GO): structural constituent of ribosome
Source: RefSeq, a predicted model, not a curated record
AUGAUGAGCAGGAAUCCACACAGGAUGUGCAGCCAUGGCUACCCUAUGGCCGUGGGCCUCAAAUUCACUAAAAACGUGAGCAAGCCGAGGCACAGCCGCCGCCGCGGGUGCCUGACCAAGCACACCAAGUUUCUGCGGGACAUGGUCCGGGAGGUGUGUGGCUUUGCGCCCUAUGAGCAACGUGCCAUGGAGCUGCUCCAGGUUUCCAAGGACAAGUGGGCCCUCAAGUUCAUCAAGAAAAGAGUGGGGACACACAUCCGCGCCAAGAGGAAGCGAAAAAAACUCAGCAACAUCCUGGCUGCCAUGAGGAAGGCGGCUGCCAAGAAGGACUGA